UCGACCGUAAUCCAUAUUAUCGACUGACGAACGACCGAGACCGAUCAAUCAUCAGGUUUUUCGCGUUUCACUAGUCACGACAUCGUCGUGAAUAAAUUGUUUUUUGUACCAUCCACCACAAUAUUAUCACAUUCGCGAUUUUUUCGACGUCGCGGUUCCUCGCCAACAGCCGACGAUCUCCGAAAGGGGUGGUAUGAACCGACGUCGGUAAUCUAUCCUCCCGCGUUACCGGAUAUCGGCAGCCGUCAGCCGACCUCGAUCGAUAUUAUUCAAUUAUUGUAAUGGGCUGCAUGCGUCAACAACUACUGAUGUCCACGGACAACAGUGGCAGCUGAUCGGUGUUGUCAAGAGACCCAUCGGGAUAAGACGGGUGCACCGAAGACCUCUCUACAUCAGCGACAAUGGCAGAAGGUGACAAACUGGAACACCAAUGUCUGCAAAAAGAAUUCGAGUGGGUGCUGAAUGAAGAGGUGCACUCAAUAUUACACCAGCUGAACAUCAUACUCAACGAAUGCGUCCGACGUUUUCCAUCAUGGGACAGUGACGUCCAGGUCAAACAGGAAAAAUUUGUCCUGUCUACGUCACCAGACCAGUUGAAAAGCAUCGUAUCCAUUUCUGGUGACACCAUACUGCAGGCGGACAUACAAUUUAAAGUACAGAGACAUCAGCAGCAAGUAAUGUACCGGACAAACAUUCGUCACGACUGCCCGUGGAAAUUGCAUCAAGUUCAAGACGCAGGCAAUCAUCUAAGACAAGCUAUUUUACAAAUUGAGAAAAUAGACAAGGAAACUAUUUUCAAUUCCUCAGAAGAAGUAUUGCACAUUCUGCGAAAUUUAUUAGGGUGUUUGCAAAGAGGUCGUACAAGUCUGAUAGUUCCACGUAAAAGAACAAUUGAUGAUUUGAUUAAAAGCAGAAACAUGAAGUGUUUGACACCCAACUUACCAGAAGAUUUGGCAAUUAGUUUUUACAUACAGAGUCAUAAGCUAAUAUUUGCUGUUUACCAAUUAUCCAAUUCUCACGGUGCAAUGAAGUACGACACGUAUCAAGCUGAAUGUACAGUACCGUGGUUGAAUGAAGUCCUCGUUCUUUUCACAGUUGCUUUACAGCUAGCCCAGCAACUCAAAGACAAGAUCUGCGUGUUCACCCAGUACAGAGAUAUUACUCAGUUGUCGCGACCAGUUUCUAGCAUUGCGAUACAGUCAUAAGUAUUCGUUAAUUUCUUUCUUUAUAUUAGGUACUAUUAUUAAACACAAUCAAGUGAUCAAAUAUGAAGAAUGUAUAUAGUAAAAUAUACAAUUGUAUAUUUUGGUUUGUUACCGAUUUUCUUCAACAAUCUUUUUCCAGCAAUAAUUUAUAGCUUUAAGCUUUUCAAAAAAUAUAUGUUUCACUUUAUAUUAUAUUUAUUUGUAAUCUUCUGAUAAACGCCAAACAUUUUUGAUGAAAUUUCAUUUGUAAUGUGAUUUCUCGUUUCCAUUAUACGACAACAGUAUUUUUUUUAAUAUUAAAAAUUGUUAUAAUUUUAAUUUUCAAUACUAUUUAUAAUAGAUAUCAGUUUUUUUUGUUUUAUUUAAUUUAUUAUUUAUUCUAGUUACUUUUGUUGACAACACUCAUAAAUUUUGUGUAGUGACGGUGAUAUGAUAACUAUACAAGUAUUCUUUUUAUUUGUAAGUUAUUUUGUGUAUAGUAUAAUAUAUACUUAGCACCCUAAGUUAUAUUUAAACAUUUUAGGACAAUAAUUUGAUCUGAUUACUAUAAUAAAUUAGUUUAAUAGAAUAUGCUCAUGUUCUAGUUUUAUAUAAUAAAUUCACACAAUUUGUGUGUUUAGAACA
Myzus persicae (green peach aphid) is the source of this 1829-nucleotide messenger RNA. It is a transcript of the gene rogdi, whose product is annotated as protein rogdi. The transcript has 7 exons. Bases 402 to 1205 code for a protein of 267 amino acids. Lineage: Eukaryota; Metazoa; Arthropoda; Insecta; Hemiptera; Aphididae. Gene Ontology annotation, cellular component: RAVE complex. The record is from RefSeq and is a predicted model, not a curated record.